Messenger RNA from Aspergillus alliaceus, 939 nucleotides. RefSeq lists its product as uncharacterized. Bases 1 to 939 code for a protein of 312 amino acids. The record is from RefSeq and is a predicted model, not a curated record. Lineage: Eukaryota; Fungi; Ascomycota; Eurotiomycetes; Eurotiales; Aspergillaceae. The transcript has 2 exons.
AUGCGCAACGGGCAUAAGGCGAAGUGGCUUCUCGUGUUUAUGGUUGUCGCUCUGGUACAGGCGAUGGCUCUGUUCACUCCUCGCGUAACGCAUACUAGCGACACGAAUCAAGUCUCACUCCCUCCGGAGCCUACUAUACAGAGCAGCGAUGGGGGAGCUCGUCGUCACAAAACAUUCUUUGGCCCCGCAAGCGACUGCGGUUACUGGGGCGAUAUUGGGACAUACCGCUGUGAUGACAACUACCCAUGUCGAUUCCAUGCAUCUAAUGCUGCCUAUCCAGCGAUGAUGGGCUGCUGUCCGAAUAGCCCUGCCGGACCAUGUGGGGGAUUCUAUAGCGUCUGCUACGGCCGUCACCAAAUAUCCCAAGCUCCGUCCUUGGCCUCCUUCACUGACGACAUCUUUGCGAUUUUCUGCACGAAAGACGAUUAUCCACAUUGUCUGCCUUGGACGUGGCCUGAAAUUAGCGUUUCUGCGUUUGAGUGCACCAACUUCACUCUAAAGGGAACCGCCACGCUCUAUACGGCUGCUACGUACACAAAUGAUCUAGACGUCGGUGUAACAAUGGUUUCGACAGUGUCGAUAUCAUGGAUGGAGGAUGAUGAGCUGAUUAGACGAUUGAAUCUUAAGCCCUGGUCUCGCCCUGACGUUUCUUUUGCCUUGGUCGGAGCGGUAAUUGGGGCCGUCGCUGGAGGGGCUGCGGCGAUAUCUGCCGCCGUCCUAGUUUUGUGGAUGCUGCGGAAGAAAAAGCGAUCCAAUAGGAGAGUCCCAUUGAACAGCGAGCCGGUUCUACGGGGAGUUUCUUCUCCUCUGGCUACAAGGCAGCAAACAUUUCGUCUUGCAGAGCGGAAACCGAGUGAGCUUGGGGGCUUAGGAGCUCCUUACCUACACUCUGGGCCUGAUACCCAUGAUAAUGAUCAGUAUCGUACGACUCGCCACUAG